UCCACAAACCCUCUCAACGUUCUGAUUCAUUCACUUUCAUGGCUGACGAUCAGAGCACAAAACCACCAUCCAUGGAGCCACGGCCACCGCAUCCUCUUCACGAAAUCGCCGAAACCCCAACCCACAAACUUCUCCUGAAGCAAUGGCUCAAAGAAGAAGAGCUAAUUCUUAACAGAAUCUGUCUCAAAGAGACUCAAAUCGACUCAGUCCGUAAGGAAUUGACCCAGCUCUACAUCUUCUUCUUCCUCUUUCACUCAAUCUCUCUCAUUCUCCUUUUCAAUGCCUCGAACGCAGAAAUGGGUUCCUGCGAGAGAUCAUGGAUUCCCUGCUUAUGUUCACUCCUUUGCUCUCUGGGGAUGAUCUGGGCCGUCAGAUACAAGUCUGAUGUUGAGAGCCACUUGGAGAAGCUGUUGGAGAGAGAGAAGGAGGACGGGAAGCUGUUGGCUAAGUGCGUCGAGGAGUUGAAGAAGAAGGGUAUUGAGUUUGAUCUUUUGAAAGAAGUUGAUGCGUUGAGGAGGGCCAAGAGUUUGAGAGUUGAAAGUAAAGCUGUUAGAAAAUGGUCUGCAAGAGACUUUGUUACAUUGUUUUUCUUUAGUGUGUCCUGUUUAGUUCUUGGGUUGACUAGAGUCAUCUUGUGUGGUUAGAUUUAGGGUUUCAACAGAUGGGUUUGGUUUUUUCGGUUGAUUAAAUUGGUGGAGAAUUGGUUCGGAUGUACUCAGAAAGUGCAGAACAUUCUGUUCUGCUUUUGUAAUUUGCUACUUUAUAGAUAAUCCUGAAAUAAUAUGAUGAAUAUUUGUUUUUA
Molecule: messenger RNA, 802 nt
Organism: Mangifera indica (mango)
Lineage: Eukaryota; Viridiplantae; Streptophyta; Magnoliopsida; Sapindales; Anacardiaceae
Exons: 1
Coding region: 39-644 (201 amino acids)
Source: RefSeq, a predicted model, not a curated record